ACAGCGGCCUGGGCGCCGGCGCAAGGGCCCGGGGCCACCAAGCGCCCCGGCCGAGCGCACCCCUGCCCCAAGCCGCUCCCGGCCGCCGCUUGCGCCCCCGCCGCGGGCGCCUGCCCCAGACCCGGUCCCGGCCUGAGCCUGGCAGCGCGGGAGCCCGAGCUGCCUCCCUCGCCCCCUGGGGCCGCUGCCACCCCUGGUGGCGCGGGCGCGGAGAGGAGGGCGCUCGUCCUGUUUGUUUCCCGCCGCUCUGUCCCAGGAGGACGGAUUCCGGCACUGCGCCUAGCGCAAGCCCCGGCGGCCCUGGCCCCUUCCCCGCCGCGGUGCCCCGCCUGGGCCGAGGCAGCCUUCGCCGCCCCCAGCCUCCCCAGCCCCGGGUCGGGGAGGCCCGCAGGGACUCUUCUUCGGGAAAACCCCGUGGCUACUGCCAGGAAAACCGCUGGGCCCCUCUGGCGCGCAGGCGGCCGCCACAGUGCGUCAACAGGCGCUGUAACCAGAGUGGAUAAAUGAGGGGUCCGGGUCGGGGGCCCAGAGCAGCCAUGGCUGUGGCUGUGGCUGUGGCUGUGGCCGUGGCCGUGGCCUGGGGCUGGUGGCCCUCUUUGAAAAUCUGGCGGAGUCGGGCAGCCUGCGUUUGCUUUGGCAACUGCGAAAGCGCACAGGUGCACGGGGGAGGGGGGCUGGCGGCGCCACCACCGACACCGUCACUGAUAGAGCCUCGCCAUGGGCGCCCAAAUUCGUUCACUUGCGAAUUGCGUAAGCGGCCCUCCCUGUACCAGCCGCCGGGAAUUACGCGGGCUUGUGCCUGCGGCCACCUUACUAGGCCCCACCGCUCCAGCCUGAACUCCCACCGUUCCCUGCCUUGCGCUUGAUGUUCCAGCGACGUCGAACUGCUUAUCUCCUGUAAACCAAGCUGCUUCUCUCCUUGACGCUGGCCUUCCUGCCUAGCUUGCCCUCCCGCCUUCUUUUGCCUUUUAAGACCGGGCAACUACCCCACCCCAUCAGUAGAUGCGCCUCUUCUGGGCUCCUUGGCUUCCUGUUUACACCUCCGUCACUGCGCUUGGUUUUGCACAUGGUUUUGCUUAUCCUUCUGUAAGUUUAUUGAAGGUAGGGGCCAUGUCUUACCCUGCCAAGCACAUUGUCUGGCACGUAGUAGCUGUUCAAUAGAAGAAGUGGUCCCUUUCCCUCAAAGAGCUUCCCGUCUCACUGAAGGGAUGAGGCUAGCCAUGGGACCAAGAAACUGUUGAUUUGUGGAGUAGAAGCCUUUGGCCAGAGUAUUGCUACAUUUUCACAGACUAUAGGGCCGUGUGACUUCUGGAGGACCCUGGGCGCCCUUUCCUAAACAGGCACACAGUUCAAUAGACUCUCUGGCUCACUGGGGAAGGGAGGUAGAGGGCAGGGGCAGAGUCGGGGAGCCUCCUUGGAACCCAGCAGAAGUUGGUUAUUUUGUGGUACUGUCAUGGUGGGCAAAUCUGUUACCAACCAAGUAUCUUCUGAAUGCCAAAUCCUGUUUAAUUUCACUUUCGCUUUGCUGAUCUGUGGCCUGUCUCACACCGAGUGUCAAAAAGACGAGUAUCAAAGAAGGAAGUAAACAUCUUUGGCCGGAUUUAAUUUCUGACUGUGUUGGGAAGCGAAGUAACAUGAUGGGUGCAAUAUACACAGAAUGGAACACGAGGGGUUUGGACUCACAUUCCUCAUCUGUGAAGCCAGGGCAUUGCCUGAGUGGUCCUCAGGGUCCUUUCUGGCUCUAACAUUCUACACUUUUAGGAUUUUAAUUCCCGAUUGGCGUUGGCUAAGCAGAAGACACCGGAUGAGAGACCAGCUAUUACAGAUCAUCUCUGUCUCUCUAGGGACGACGGGAGUGAGCACUGGCCUGGGAGUCUAAAGAUUGUGCCUUCAGACCUACUUUGUCACUUACUAGCUGGCGACUUUGGGCAAUCAUGUGGUUUUUCUGGGCCUUAUGUGUUUUAUAUAUGACUACUAAGAGGUUAGUAGAUUAGAGGAUAUAUUAAAGAUCCUUCUGACUCUUAAUUUCCAGAUGUCAGAUUAACAGUAGUUUGCUAAUAAUGGCUGUGUUAAAGAGCUCCGACCUUGGAGACAAUUUAUGGCUUCAAAGCUCUGCCACUCACUAGCUUUGCUUUUCACUCAACCCUUCUGUGCCUUGGUUUCCUUUUCUGUUAAAUGGGGAUAUCUGCUCUGUUUGUCUCCGAGGGUUUUGUGAAGAUUAAAUGUGUGUGGGAGGACUUUUUAAACUUCACAGUGCUAUAUACAUUUUAAGGGGUAUUAGUUACUGUUUCCAUUGUUGGUCAGCUGAGAUAAAUCUUCAGCGUUCCCUGGAGCCUGGCUCUGGAGUGAAGAAGGCAGCUUGGCAGUUGACUUUGAGACCUCCUCUUUCGCUGGGCAUUGGCAGUUCUGGGAGCAGAGCAGCCUUGGCAUGCCAUAGGGUGGAUUGUGUGUUUGUAGAAAAGUCUGGGAAGUAAGGAAACAGGCCAUAACUUCAGCAGAAGGGAGGCCUGAGGUAAGGAUGGAAUGGUGGAGAGGCAGACUCAGGUGUGGCCCACCAGGAACUGCCUUCCCCACUUUUUUGUGGGGUGGGGUGGGGAAGAGGAAAAGGGCAUAUUAUUUAAAAACAUGUAUAGAAAAUAGUACAAACUUUAAGGUCAUCUAUGUGUUGUUGGAUUCUGGGAAAUUCACAUUUUCUCUAUUCUAUGUAUUUUCCCAAUUUUCUAUAAUGAAUAUGUAUUUCUUAAAUCAGAAUAAUAACUUUUUUUUCUUUAAAAUUUAGAGGAAAUCUCUUUUUGCAAAUGUGGGUUCAUCUUUUUCUGCUUAACCUUUUUCUCAUUUGAUUAAAGAACUAAUAAAAAUUUUUUUGAAAUUA
Messenger RNA from Callithrix jacchus (white-tufted-ear marmoset), 2872 nucleotides. The record is from RefSeq and is a predicted model, not a curated record. NCBI's taxonomy places the organism in Eukaryota, Metazoa, Chordata, Mammalia, Primates, Cebidae.